This is a messenger RNA of Saccostrea cuccullata (small rock oyster), 1720 nucleotides long. RefSeq lists its product as uncharacterized. Gene Ontology annotation, biological process: negative regulation of circadian rhythm; negative regulation of DNA-templated transcription. The coding region runs from base 1 to 1230 and encodes 409 amino acids. NCBI's taxonomy places the organism in Eukaryota, Metazoa, Mollusca, Bivalvia, Ostreida, Ostreidae. Gene Ontology annotation, cellular component: nucleus. The transcript has 5 exons. The record is from RefSeq and is a predicted model, not a curated record.
AUGGUUACCGAGAGGAAAAUGACUCCUGGUGACAGAGCAGGCGAAAGGAAUAAGCACGAGCAAUGGCAGUCCGACAUCCCGAAGAGCUGUGCAUUGACACGUGAACAAUUCUUUCUGUUUCCUUAUGAGGCAGAUUUUGUGUGUGAACCAGAUCCAAAUAUCAUAGCUUCAGCAAAAUUUCAACAACUUCGUCUAGAAUUCCUUGUGGCCGUAGAAAAAAUUAGAAGGGAAACAGAGGCAGCAAAGGUCAAAUACAGGCAGUUCAGUCAACAGUCUCGAGUACAAGCAGGAGGGCAACACUGCCAACAGAGUAGUUCCCAGCCUCCAAACACAGGAGAGCUCCAAAACAGUCACCAGACUCCACACACAGAAGAGCUACAGAGUUCUCAUCCAGCUGCCCCGAUAUGCUCUGGAACCUCAGGAACAAAACAGAUCUCACAACAUUGUGGUACUCCUGAGUUAGAAUCUUACACUGAAAACUUAUUAACAGUGCCUCCCCCAAGUUUAACAGCAGUUUCAAAUUAUAAAGACAAAACUUGUGCUUCAUUGGCUGAAGGUCCAGUUCAUUUCCAAAAGGCACAUGAAACAGAAAAUGCAGGAACAGCAACAACUUCAGUGGCUGGCCCCAGGAUAGAUCUUCCUGAAUUGUCAGUAAACUGGAGAACCGGCGGGGCAAAUUUUGGGGGACAACUUCCAACAAUGGAAAAUCAGGGACUCCCUCUUUCUCUGGAUUCCAAGUUAAGUUUUGGUGUUUCUGAUGAUGUUUUUAGCACAAUUAAUGACUUGGAAAGUAGACCAAAUUUAACGUUCAGUAGAAAAGGGCGAGGAAGCAGGACGGACCCUAAUAGUACACUAUGUAAAGUCGCCAAACUGUCCUCGACUGCUUCUGUGCAUUCAGACAUGGGCGAGUUUUCAGGUCAGAGUUUGACUCAUUCCACUGGGGAGGGAACCAGUGCUAGUGAAUCUGAUGAUACGAGUUUGUCCACCUCCUCAAACCGCUCGCAGGGGGGAAAAUGUAAACGGUACAAGCGAACUCAGGAAGCGUUACAAAGCUCGGGACUUCUGGACGUGACAAUGAAGACAGCCGAGCUAAUGAAAAGAAAUAGGCAGCUACAAAAAGACAUUCGGGAUUUCAAACAAGAAACGGUGGAGUUUCUCAAGACUGUUUUACAGAAUCCCGAAAAUAGUGAAUAUGCUAAAGUUAUUCAUGGCAAAAAAAAUGGACAUUAGAUAGUCAUACAUAUAUGGGUAUUGGGUUAAAAAGGGGAAUAAAUCAAAAUGAAUGGAAAUUUCAAGAAUUUUACAUUAGUAAUAAUUACAGUGGACCUUCAGAUAUCCGGACCCCAGAUAUCCGGAUGCUUCAGUAUCCGGACGACUUUUCAUCGGAACGAAAUUUGUAAAUGUAAUUUAAUCCUGUUUUACUGGUGAUUCAGGUAUCCGGACGCUUCACAUAUCUGGACAAAUUGACGGGGAACCAAAGCGUCCGGAUAAAUGAGGCUCCACUGUAAUCGUAUUACAUAUUCAAAUAUUUAUUUGGCGAUAUAUUUUAGAUUUAGUUUGUAAUCAGUAUACAUGUACAAAAGCAUAUAAAUUUAGAGUGAAAUAAGGCUAUAAUUCUGUAGAUUUGAAACUUAGCUCAAAAACUGCUGAACGAAUGGUUAUGAAUAAUAGACUGUACAUUAAAUAAGCUUAUAUUAAAAUCUGAAUUUUUAAUAUUGAA